Molecule: messenger RNA, 1560 nt
Organism: Copidosoma floridanum
Lineage: Eukaryota; Metazoa; Arthropoda; Insecta; Hymenoptera; Encyrtidae
Product: beta-ureidopropionase-like
Molecular function (GO): beta-ureidopropionase activity
Source: RefSeq, a predicted model, not a curated record
GAGUCCCCGGUACAAGAUUAUUUGCCUAUAUAUAGCCCGCGUGCCGAGGGCCGCAGCUCGCAAUCCAGCUCGAGUACCCGAUCGCCUCGUAACGAUUUCCAGCCAUCCGCGGAUACGUUGUUUCGUUUCUUGCAAUCACCGGUCGUGUCUGCUGCAGGUACAAUAUUUCCUCAGAUAAAAUGGACAGACACCGUACCGUCGAACAGGUCAUCGAUGACAACGUGCCCGAGGACCAGCAAAAGUUCCUCAAGAGGGUCAUCUACGGCGAGCACGUUCAGCCGAUCGAGCUGCCGGCUUUCGAGGAUGGGGUCCAGUGCGAGCUUAAGGGUUUCAAGAUCGGUGGUGCUAUCGAGGAGCAGUUGAGGCCUCCGAGGAUCGUGCGGGUCGCCGUGAUCCAGAACUCCAUCGUCCUGCCGACGACGGAGCCGAUUCGAGAGCAGCGCGACGCCAUACACAAGAAGAUCUGCAAGUACAUCGAACACGCGGCCUCGUGCGGUGCCAAUGUCGUCUGCAUGCAGGAACUUUGGACGAUGCCAAUGGCUUUCUGCACCCGCGAAAAGUACCCCUGGUGCGAGUUUGCAGAGGAUGCAGUUUCAGGGCCCACGACGACCCUAAUGUCCAAGCUGGCCCAGAAGCACGGCAUCGUCAUAAUCUCGGCGAUUUUGGAGCGAGAGGAGCUCAACUGCGACAUCAUCUGGAACACGUCGGUCGUCAUCGACACGGACGGCCGCGUCCUCGGCAAGCAAAGGAAAAACCACAUCCCCAGGAACGGCGACUUCAACGAGUCUACGUACUACAUGGAGGGCAACCUCGGCCAUCCGGUCUUCCAGACGCACUUUGGCAGGAUCGGCGUCGUCACGUGCUACGGCCGCCACCACCCGUUGAACUGGCUCAUGUACGCCCUCAACGGAGCCGAGAUCGUGUUCAAUCCCUCGGCGAUAAUCGCGGAGCAGUUCGAGCCUCUGUGGCACAUCGAGGCCCGCUGUGCAGCCAUAACAAACUGCUACUUCACCUGCGCCAUCAACCGCGUCGGCACCGAGGUCUACCCCAACGCGUUUACCUCCGGCGACGGCAAGCCAGCCCACAAGGAGCUGGGCGAGUUCUUCGGGUCCUCGUACAUCACGGCUCCCGACGGUUCGCGCACCCCCAGCUUGAGUCGCACCGGCGACGGCGUCCUCCUCGCCGAGAUCGACCUCAACCUGUGCAGGCAGAUGCGCGAUUCGAGGAACUUCCCGAUGACCCGCCGGUUGGACCUUUACGCUCGGGAAUUGAGCAAGGCUGCCCAGCCCAACUACGAGCCGCAGAUCGUGGGUAGAAAAUAAAUCUCCGCGAGGCGGGUACAAAAACAUCGUUGCUCGACAAUGAUUGUCGUUGAUUCCUUUUUUUCAUCCAAUUUUCUCGUUACUUGUUACAAGAGUAAUACUUAUGUACUGUUUUUAUUUAUUUUUUUUUCUUACGAGUUUUUGAUAUCUGUUUUUCAUUUCACACAAAACAAGUUGCAGACUCAUGGAGAUUUUAUACGAAAGCAUCAUAAAUAAAAGCCAUUGUUGCACGUUAAAA